AGAAAAAAAGUUAAAGAUUUUUCUGGGACUGGCGGUCUCAGAAAUUUGUUAUUACCAAAACCUACGAUUAUUAUUGAUUCUCAAAACGCAUGUGAUCUUGACCGGGAUCUCACUUUACAGGAGCUUUUUUAUUGGCCUGAGGGUCUUUAUCAAAAUGUUGACGGAUUGUGGGAUGCUUGUAAAAAAGCUGACUAUAAAUUUCUAUUUAACAAUAUAAAAAAAUGGCUUGAUGGCCAAGCAAUGUAUCAAAUUUUUCGUUUUCUACCAAAGAAUAUACCUUAUGCUAGUUACUCUAAAAUUACAAACCCGAAUUCUGUACACCAGUGUGAUUUAAUUGAAAUAUCAUAUGAUGAAGAUGUAGAUACAGGUUUGUUGGAUAAUGGCCCAAUAUUUUACUAUGUACUAUUGGUUAUAGACUGCGCGACUAGAUAUAAAGAUUUCAUUUUUUUAAUAUCAAAAAGUAGUGAAGAAGUUGUGGAAGCAUUUAAGAGUAUAUAUAAUAAUCCUGACAAUCCUCUUAACUGGGCUCAGCUAUUAAUUAAAGCACGUUUCAGACAUACAAGCUUGGCUAUGGUUGAUCAUUAUGCCGAAUUAUUCGAAUUAAGAGUUUUUAAAAAUGAAUAUGCGAUAGAGUUUCUCUUAUCUACUGGCGAACGCUGUAAAGAAUGUGAACAAUUUGCAAGAAGAAUUGUUAAUAACAUGAAUGAUACUCCUACUCAGUUAAUUGGAAUGAGUCCCAAUAACACCACAAAACUUGAGCAAGAAGAGCCUAUGUUGCCUUCUAGGUGGAUAUUGAGAGAUAACCGAAUUAUAACGCCCUCUUUUCCCAAUCAUGACAAAUUUGUACAUCUAGAUUUAUUUGCCCUUGCGGGUGAAAAAAAGGCACGAUUUGAUAAUGCUGAUUACCACUAUAUUCGAAGGCCAAGCCUAGCUCCUCAUUAUACCCAUCUAGAUGUAAUCCUUUUAAGAAUUUAG
This is a messenger RNA of Dentiscutata erythropus, 975 nucleotides long. The record is from the annotation of a GenBank genome assembly. NCBI's taxonomy places the organism in Eukaryota, Fungi, Glomeromycota, Glomeromycetes, Diversisporales, Gigasporaceae.